Molecule: messenger RNA, 1733 nt
Organism: Monascus purpureus
Lineage: Eukaryota; Fungi; Ascomycota; Eurotiomycetes; Eurotiales; Aspergillaceae
Source: the annotation of a GenBank genome assembly
AUGUAACAAUAAUAUUAAUAGACAUGCAGGGGAAAGGAGUCCGCUCCGCCUUGCUGACGAAGCGGAUGGCACGAUCUGACCCCCCAGCCUUUUAAAGACUCACCCACUCCUCCCAGGUUGUAUCAGCUCACAUACCACUUCUCACACCUGGUUACUUCUCCUUUUCCCUCUCAAGAUACCUCCCACUGCCAGGCUCCGGUCUGUACUUGUCGUGAUGACCGCAUGGCUUGCCGCAACUCUCUUUAUCUCUGAAACCCAAUAGCCGCAGUCGCCACCGGUUCUCCUAACGGCAUCGAGGAAAAAAUAACCGAAAUCUAUCAUAUUUAACGACCCAGUUACGAAACGACUCAGUUACGAAUGGAAGACCCAUUUUCUAUGGGCUCCUUGCCUGGCACCCCAACCUCGGAGGUGCUACCGCUGACUAUCUCACCCUCGGCCACCUCUCUGGGACCUGAUGAGAAGCCAGCUGAGAAAAAGGAGGAGAAGAAACCAGCCAAGAAGAGAAAGUCAUGGGGCCAGGAGCUACCAACGCCAAAGACAAACUUACCACCAAGGUAUGUUAGAAAGAGAGGAAGUACAACGCAUGUCUAACAUUUCCUAGGAAACGAGCCAAGACUGAGGAUGAGAAGGAACAGCGUCGCAUUGAGCGUGUUCUCCGAAAUCGUGCAGCAGCUCAGACCUCGCGUGAGCGGAAGAGGCUUGAGAUGGAGAAGUUAGAGAAUGAGAAAGUUGUGAUUGAACAACAAAACCAGUUUCUCCUGCAACGCUUGGCCCAGAUGGAGGCUGAGAACAAUCGCCUUAGCCAGCAAGUCGCUCGGUUGUCUGCAGAGAUCCAUGGGUCUUCAAGUUCUCAGGUCUCUGAUUCACCGACGCUCACAGCAACCCUGUUCAAACAAGAUGAUGAUAUUCCUUUGGAACGGGUUCCCUUUCCUACACCAUCCGACUCGCCUAUUAUCCACCCCUCUUCUCUGGCUGAGUCCUCCGACAUGACACAACAUCCUGCAGCGGUGUUGUGUGACCUGCAGUGUCAGUCGCUGGACUCGAAGGAGAAGAGAGCGGCCUUUCAGGCCUUCAAUCUUAUGUUGCAGAUGACGUUGCAGCUCCUCUUUCUGAUGAUGACUUCCACCGCCUAUUCAACAGUGAUUCAUCCACUACUCCAGAAUCUUCAUUCCCUGAAGAUGUAUUCAUCUUUGACAUCCUCGACGGAGAUCUACCAGCCUUUUCCUUUGAUUCUCUCGUUGAUUUCAACCCCGAAGAACCGACCCAGUGUCCUCCGGACGAGGCUUCUCACGAGACUUCUGGCGUGCAGCCCAGCCCUGGCGCGUCCACUUCGCGAUGCGACGGGCAAGGCCUUGCAGCUAGCUGUCAAUAAGCACUUCUCCCAGUAUGGCAUGGAAGGUAUAACGGGGUUACAAGGAGUUCACGGAGUUCAGGGAGCGAGACUUCUGACGUCUAUGUUGAUGGGAGAGCGUUGGGGAUUAUGUUUUAGCGCUCGAGGCACUUGUUAGUUAAUCAUCUGAUGACACUGGUUCAUUUUUCUCCGUACUGCAAUUCGUGGCUAUCGUAGUUCAGCUUGCCGAAUAUUUCGUUUCGCAGGUGAAAAAUCCUAGGCAUCACCAAACUUCCGAAGUUCGCAUAGGGAAUCAAUUCCCUUAUUAGCUAUUAGCAAGUGCUCAUAUCUUACGUUCAGGAUUCAUAUUUGUAGUAGGAAAUAGUAGUGGACGCAGUUGAAA